GUUGUGAUAAACUUAUUAAAUAGAGUUGACGUUGAAAAUGAUGCGCUCUCACUAAAAACAAUAAGGUUGAAGCGCAAUGCUUUUCUUCUCUUUUUUCAAGUCUCUGGUAGGGAAAACAGUUGUGGUGGAAUUGAAGAAUGACCUCAGCAUAUGUGGCACGCUACACUCCGUUGAUCAGUUCCUCAACAUCAAGUUAUCAGAUAUCACCGUCACUGACCCAGACAGACAUCCACACAUGCUGAGUGUGAAGAACUGUUUCAUCAGAGGCUCAGUGGUGAGGUACGUGCAGUUGCCUGCAGAUGAAGUUGACACGCAGUUGUUGCAGGAUGCGUGCAGGAAGGAAGCGGCACAGGCUGCAAAGUGAUAUGCAAAAGGGCACCUUCCGAAACUGUCACCUGCCCUGUUUUUUUUUGCACGACAGUGGAAUCAUUCUGGUUAUUUAUGGUUAUAUUGUGCCCAUCGGAGGUGAUCUGGACAUGAAAGAUGUUCCCAAUUUGGCGAGGGAACUCAUUGUUUUUCUUUAAUCAAAUAAACUGUGAUCGCUAAUGUCGAUUUUUGUUCUGUUUUUCAAUUGAUCUAUUUGACAU
This is a messenger RNA of Symsagittifera roscoffensis, 587 nucleotides long. RefSeq names its product U6 snRNA-associated Sm-like protein LSm2. Bases 77 to 364 code for a protein of 95 amino acids. The record is from RefSeq and is a predicted model, not a curated record. NCBI's taxonomy places the organism in Eukaryota, Metazoa, Xenacoelomorpha, Acoela, Convolutidae. Gene Ontology annotation, cellular component: P-body; precatalytic spliceosome; U4/U6 x U5 tri-snRNP complex. The transcript is spliced from 3 exons. Gene Ontology annotation, molecular function: RNA binding. Gene Ontology annotation, biological process: mRNA splicing, via spliceosome.